AGCUCCUAAACUUGACUUCCUUAUUUCCCACGAAACAAGUCCAAAGAGGUAUAAAACGUGAAAACAGAGCCCAGCCUUCAAAGUUGAACGAAAUCAUUUUAUUUUUUCUGUAACCAAAAAAUCAGAGCCUCCGUUGGCAGAAGAAGAAAGAAAAACCCCACAACAUCAACAGCCGCCAUGAAAAAGCUCUACAACAAGAAAGGCAAAGUCCACCCAUCUCCAUCGACGCCCUCCAUAGCCGAUCCUCUGGCUCUGCUCCCCGCAGCCAUUCUCACCCUAACCGCAGCCCUCUGUGACGAAGACAAGCAGGUCCUCGCCUACCUCAUCUCCUGCACCAACAACAACAACAACAACUCAGGCAGCAAAAUCUGCACAACCCACGAGCCCAACAGAAGAGGCGGCGAGGCUGGUGGUCCCCACCUGCACCCUCCUCUGUUCCAGUGCGACUGCUUCAGGUGCUACACGAGCUUUUGGGCGCGCUGGGAUGCUUCGCCCAAUCGCCAGCUGAUACAUGAGAUCAUAGAGGCUUAUGAGGAGAGGCUGGUGGAGAAGAAGAAGGUGAGGAGCUCAAAGGUGAGGAAGGCAGAGAGAAGGAAGAUGAACAAAGUUGGUGAUGAUGAAUUAAUUAAAGGCAGCAGGGGAGAUGGUCACAUGGGUUCUGGGGAAUUAGGGCAAGUGAUGAUGAAGGAGGUGGAGGUGGGCCCAGAUGUUGUUGUUGUUGAAAUGGACGGUGGUGAUUGCUCUGGUAAUGAUGAAGGCUGUGAAGUUGGGAUGGAGAAGGGGACCAUGAGGAGGCUUGUGAGUUUCAUUGGGGACAGGAUUUGGGGUGUUUGGAAUAGGGCUUAGUUCUGUCCUCAACACAGAUAAGUUCCUAAUUACCAAAUUAUUUUCCUGUUUCAAUUUUAUUUUUUUAAUCCCUUUUUGUAAAUUACCCAUCUGUUGUUAAUUUGGGUUUUGCUUUUAGUUGUUGUAUUUUUUUCCAAGAUGGUUUUACUAAAUUGGAUAUAAGUUCCAAUCUGGUGCUGAAUUUUGGAUUAUUGGGAGGGGGUUCCUCUUGUAAAUUAUCUGUGUUUUGCUUCAUUUGUGAGAUUGAUAAUGUUUGAUUCAUCUGCAAUAACAUUUUUGCAGCAUUUAUCUUUC
Molecule: messenger RNA, 1140 nt
Organism: Prunus avium (sweet cherry)
Lineage: Eukaryota; Viridiplantae; Streptophyta; Magnoliopsida; Rosales; Rosaceae
Source: RefSeq, a predicted model, not a curated record